GCCUGAUCUCUGUCAUCAUAAAAACAGCAGCGAGUUCCCAUUUCUUGAUAAGUGUGGAAUUGGACCUGUCCAGAAAUGUGGAUACGCCCCAUUUCGAUGCCUGAGAAUUUGGAUUAUAUACUGCCUUCAUGGAGGGGAAAAAUAAGGAAAAUAAUCUUAUCUCUCGCUUCUCUAAUUUGUUUCAUUUUACCUGUUUCUGAUUUAAUUCUUGGGAUUCGAGAUCGAGACGCCUGCUUCCGUCACCGUUGCAGACUUGCAGUCAUCAGUGAGACUUUACAAGAGCAAAUUGACGCUCUUUCUCGCUCGCUCCCUCUCCCUCUCUCUCUCUCUCUCUCUCAGCUUAGAGAAAGUCAGCAAACGCAGCCAGCUCUCCAAUGGCGGACGGUUCAGGGUUCAGUCAUCAACUCGUUGCUUCUCACAGAUUCCCCGAGACGACGUUCGAUUACACGGAGAGAGACGUAGCUGUUUAUGCUCUGGGAAUCGGAGCUUGUGGCCGAGAUGCCGUCGAUGAAGACGAGCUCAAAUAUGUUUACCACGAGAACGGCCAGAAAUCUAUCCAGGUCCUUCCAACAUUUUCUGCUUUGUUUUCGGUGGGAAUAAUGAUGAAAGGGUUGGACAUACCUGGUUUAGAUUAUGAUCCUAGGCUUCUGUUGCAUGGGCAGCAGUAUAUUGAACUUUACCAGCCAUUCCCUUCAAGUGCAUCGCUGGUGAACAAAUCAAGUCUUGCUGGAUUGCAUGACAAAGGCAAAGCUGCUAUUGCUGAAAUUGAGACCAAGACUUAUGAGAAGGGAUCUGGCAAACUACUAUGCAUGGGCAGAUCAACGGCUUUUCUCAGGGGAGCUGGUGGCUUCUCAAAGUCAUCUCAGCCGUAUUCAUACUCCACUUAUCCAAAAGACCAAAUUGGUGCUAUUGAAAUCCCCAAAUCUCUACCCUCAGCUGUGUUUCAAGAUCUUACUCAACCUUCUCAGGCAUUAGUUCUGGAUUCCAUAACUAUUUGUUUUCCCACCUCCAUUUUGCAGGCAUUGCUGUAUCGGCUGUCCGGUGAUUAUAAUCCACUGCAUUCCGAUCCUAACAUUGCUACAGUUGCAGGAUUCUCGCGUCCGAUAUUGCACGGACUGUGCACUCUUGGAUUUGCAGUCCGAGCAGUCAUCAAAUCCAUCUGCAGAGGAGACGCGAAUGCAGUGAAGAACAUUCUAGGCCGAUUCCUCUUACAUGUUUACCCUGGCGAGACUUUGAUCACCGAAAUGUGGCUUCAAGGCUCGAGGGUCUUCUACCAAACAAAAGUGAAAGAAAGAAACCGGGCUGUGCUGGCUGGCUAUGUCGAUCUUCGUCAUAUACCUUCUGCUUUGUAAAUCCAGGGGGAUCAAAAUGUCUGAAAAACAACUGUUGUAGUCCAAUAAAUGUAUGCAUGUGUGUUGUGUGUUGUUAUAGCCUUUUAGUUUGGCACAUUUGUAAUUGUGGAGCUCGUUUGGUCAUCUUUUGUAGUCCAAUAAUGUAUGCAUAUGAGUUACUAUAAGUGAUUUGAUAAAUAACUAAUAACCAAGGGUGGCUUGGAUAUGAGAUUGUUGAAAUACCUCGAUUAAGAGGUAGAUUUGAAUAUUUUUUUUUCUUUGUAUGAUAAGUGAUUCCUAGAUUUUGAUUGUUAUAUAUUGUGAGUGCUCAUUAGAGGUGGAUUCAAAUACAAUAUUGAAUAUUGUGAUGCA
This is a messenger RNA of Linum tenue, 1703 nucleotides long. The record is from the annotation of a GenBank genome assembly. Lineage: Eukaryota; Viridiplantae; Streptophyta; Magnoliopsida; Malpighiales; Linaceae.